Messenger RNA from Psammomys obesus (fat sand rat), 1440 nucleotides. RefSeq names its product doublesex and mab-3 related transcription factor 3 (gene Dmrt3). The record is from RefSeq and is a predicted model, not a curated record. Gene Ontology annotation, molecular function: DNA-binding transcription factor activity, RNA polymerase II-specific; RNA polymerase II cis-regulatory region sequence-specific DNA binding; protein binding. The transcript is spliced from 2 exons. NCBI's taxonomy places the organism in Eukaryota, Metazoa, Chordata, Mammalia, Rodentia, Muridae. The coding region runs from base 1 to 1437 and encodes 478 amino acids. Gene Ontology annotation, cellular component: nucleus. Gene Ontology annotation, biological process: regulation of transcription by RNA polymerase II; male sex differentiation.
AUGAACGGCUACGGCUCCCCCUACCUGUACAUGGGCGGCCCCGUGUCGCAGCCGCCGCGGGCGCCCCUGCAGCGCACGCCCAAGUGCGCGCGCUGCCGGAACCACGGGGUGCUGUCCUGGCUCAAGGGCCACAAGCGCUACUGUCGCUUCAAGGACUGCACCUGCGAGAAGUGCAUCCUCAUCAUCGAGCGGCAGCGGGUCAUGGCGGCGCAGGUGGCGCUGCGGCGGCAGCAGGCCAACGAGAGCCUGGAGAGCCUCAUCCCGGACUCGCUGCGCGCUCUGCCGGGGCCCACGCCGCCCGGGGACGCCGCCGCCGCCGUCCCGGCCGCGGCCUCGCAGCCGUCGCCAGCCUCCCAGCCCGGGUCCCAGCCGCCGGCGCCGCCUCGUCCCGCCGCCGAGUUGGCUGCAGCCGCCGCGCUGCGCUGGGCCGCCGAGCCCCAACCCGGGACGCUGCCGGCGCAGCUCGCCAAGCCAGACCUGACUGAAGAGCGACUCGGGGACAGCAGUUCAGUUGACAACGCCGCGGAGGCCUUCAGUGACAAAGACGCCGACCAGGGGAGCUCCCCAGAGGUUGUCAAAAGCAAGAACUGCUUCACUCCGGAGAGCCCCGAGAUCGUGUCUGUGGAUGAAGGCGGUUACGGCGUGCAGAAAAACGGGGGCAACCCCGAGAGCUGCCCCGACAGCCCCAAGUACCACGCCGAGCAGAGCCACCUCCUGAUCGAGGGCCCGUCGGGGACCGUCUCUCUGCCCUUCAGCUUGAAAGCCAACCGGCCCCCCCUGGAGGUGCUGAAGAAGAUCUUCCCCAACCAGAAGCCCACGGUCCUGGAGCUCAUCCUGAAAGGCUGCGGGGGCGACCUGGUCAGCGCCGUGGAGGUCCUGCUGUCCAGCCGCUCCUCGGCCGCUGGGGCGGAGCGGACGGCCGAAGAGAGCCUGGUGCUGCCCUCCAGCGGCCACAUCUUUGAACACACGCUGGGCUCCUACCCCAUCUCUUCCUCCAAGUGGUCGGUGGGCUCCGCCUUCCGGGUCCCUGACACCUUGCGCUUUUCCGCGGACUCUAGCAACGUGGUCCCCAACCCCCUGGCCGUGCCCCUGCAGCACCCUUUCCCCCAGCCACCCCGGUAUCCGCUGAUGCUGAGGAAUACUUUGGCCAGAAACCAGUCGAGUCCCUUUUUGCCCAACGAUGUCACCCUCUGGAACACCAUGACGCUGCAGCAGCAGUACCAGCUGAGGUCCCAGUACGUCAGUCCAUUUCCCAGUAACUCCACUAGCGUCUUCCGGAGCUCGCCUGUGCUCUCCUCCCGCACCACAGAGGACCCUCGGAUCUCCAUCCCCGACGAUGGGUGUCCAAUCGUGACAAAGCAGGCCAUCUACACAGAGGAUGACUAUGACGAGAGAUCCGACUCCUCAGACUCUAGAAUACUCAACACGUCAUCCUAAAGU